Molecule: messenger RNA, 447 nt
Organism: Theileria equi strain WA
Lineage: Eukaryota; Apicomplexa; Aconoidasida; Piroplasmida; Theileriidae
Exons: 2
Coding region: 1-447 (148 amino acids)
Source: RefSeq, a predicted model, not a curated record
AUGAGCGCAGUGAAUAGAGAAUUGGAGGGUGCUCCUCUUCAUUCCGCCGCUACCGGAGGAUCUCCUAGUACUGAUGAUGUUGCUGAUAAAGAUGGUAAGCCUGGUGUUAUUGGAGCUGGAGAUGCUGGUGAAUCUGGUCUUAGUCAACCUGGUAGUAGAGUUACUGGUGAAGAAGAUGGUGCUAGUAGUGACGCUCUUGCUGGUAUACCUGGAACUGCUGGACAUACAGGACCAUCUGGUACUAUAGCUGGAGCUGAGAGAAAAGAGAAGGACGAAGAUAAAGGAAGAGAUACUGAUGAUGGUGGUUCUGUUUCUGGUCUACCUGAUGCUGAUCCUAGUGGUAGUGGUACUGAUGGAGAUCAAGCUAAAGGUACUCAACGGUCUGGUCAAGCUGCUAUUAUUGAUGAAACUGCCACUACUUUUCUUUUGGAUCAUUACCUAAGAUAA